This is a messenger RNA of Melospiza georgiana, 1554 nucleotides long. It is a transcript of the gene TMEM161A, whose product is annotated as transmembrane protein 161A. The record is from RefSeq and is a predicted model, not a curated record. Lineage: Eukaryota; Metazoa; Chordata; Aves; Passeriformes; Passerellidae. The coding region runs from base 81 to 1532 and encodes 483 amino acids. The transcript is spliced from 12 exons.
UUGGUUAAUUAGAGGGGCGUGGUUGCGGGGGCGGAGCCGCGGGCGGGCUUCCUGCGGGCGCCUUUGCGCUGACCCCCGGCAUGGCGGUGAUGGGGGUGCAGGUGGUGGUCACCCUGCUGGCCGCCAGCCUGAUGCAGAAGAUGGCCCCGCACUGCUCCUUCGCCCGCUGGCUGCUGUGCAACGGCAGCCUGUACAGGUACAAGCACCCCUCGGACGAGGAGCUCUGCGCCCUGGCCGGGAAGCAGCGCCCCAAGAGCAGGAGGGACAGGAGGGCCAGCGGGGUGGCCGAGGACAAGCCCCUGUCGGUGCCACGGGACAUCGAGCUGCAGCUGGACACCAGCCCCAUCACGGCCGUGGACGCGCUGGUUCUGCGCCAUUUCCUGGAGUACCAGUGGUUCGUGGAUUUCUCCGUCUACGCCGGCGCCGUGUACGCCUUCAGCGAGGGCUAUUUCUGCCUGGUGAGCCCGGCCCGGGAGAGCAACCUGGGCGUGCUCUGGUGCCUGCUCACCGUCCUCUUCUCCGUCAAGGUGUUCUGCGUGGUGAUGCGUCACUAUUUCCGCUCCGAGGAGGGCGGCGAGCGCUCCGUGUGCCUCACCUCCGCCUUCUUCUUCCUGCUGCUCGCCAUGCUGGCCCUGGUGGUGCGCGAGGACUACCUGGAGUUCGGCCUCGAGGCCGGCCUGGCCGGAGUCUCCUCUAACCUGGAGCCCAUCCUGAAGCCGCGGGGCUGGGAGUGGACGCUGCCCCUGGCCAGGCUGGCCUUCAAGCUGGGGCUGGUGGCCCUGAGCUCCUUCCUGGGCGCCUGCCUGACCUUCCCGGGGCUGCGCCUGGCACAGACACACCUGGACGCGCUCAGCAUGGCAGCUGGCAAGCCCCUGACACAGCUCCUGCUGCACGUGGGGUUCGUGGCCCCCGUGCUGGUGGUGCUGCUCUGGGUCCGGCCCCUGGCCCGGGAUUUCCUGCUCCAGGCCCCGCUGGGCAAGCAGACGGUGCAGAUCCUGUCGGACGCGGCCUUUGACACGCUGCGGCUCUGGGCCGUGGUGGCGCUGUCGCUGCUGCGGCUGCUGGGGACGCGCCACCACCUGCAGGCGUACCUGGCGCUGGCCGAGCGCUGGGUGCGGCGCAUGCGGCGCCAGGCGGGGCGGAUCCCGGCCCGGGACAUCCAGCGGCAGAUCUCCAGGAUUUACUGCUACGUGUCGGUGGUGAGCCUGCAGUACCUGGGCCCCGUGAUCCUCACGCUGCACUGCGUCCUGCUGCUCAAGACGCUGGGUCAGCACUCCUGGGGGCUGUACCCCGCCGUGUCCCCCGCCGUGUCCCCAGCAGCGCCGGCGGCCCCGCCGCGCCCCGAGGGUGGCCCUGGGGACGCCGAGGACGUGCAGGUGGUGGUGCAGGAGAUCUCGGGGCUCCUGGGCUGCAUCUUCACCCCGCCCUUCUUCCGAGGACUCUUCUCCUUCCUCACCUGGUGGGUGGCCGCCUGCCAGGUGAUCACCAGCCUCUUCGGGCUCUACUUCCACCAGUACCUGGCAGCGUCCUGACUGGGGGCACUGGGAGGGACUG